UCCACAUCAGUCCAGUGAAGAACCAGACGUUUAUGGCUAUUCCUGGCUGUCCUAUGUGGAACGAUUUUCCAGCGCUGCCGGGCGUGUUUAUGCACUAGAUUUACCAAUAACUCUCAGCUCCACCUGCCCUAGACUCGACAGCUUUAUUAUUUCGUGAUGGCGGCGAGUGCCAAACGAAAACAGGAGGAGAAACACUUGAAGAUGCUUCGGGAGAUGACCAGCCUGCCUCCCAAUAGGAAAUGCUUUGAUUGCGAUCAGCGCGGCCCGACCUACGCCAACAUGACAGUGGGCUCGUUUGUGUGCACCACCUGUUCCGGGAUACUACGAGGCCUCAACCCUCCACACAGAGUGAAGUCCAUCUCUAUGACAACUUUCACCCAACAGGAAAUCGAGUUCUUACAAAAACACACCAAUGAGGUCUGCAAGCACAUCUGGCUGGGGUUGUAUGAUGACAAGAGCUCCGUGAUCCCAGAUUUCCGUGAACCUCAGAAAGUCAAAGAGUUUCUUCAGGAGAAAUAUGAGAAGAAAAGAUGGUAUGUUCCCCCAGAACAAGCCAAGGUGAUCGCUUCUGUGCAGGCCUCAAUAUCUGGUUCAUCUGCUAGCAGUACCAGUAGCACUCCAGAGGUUCUUCCCCAGCCCCUCAAAACCCUGCAUCUUACCAAGACUCCAUCCAACCAGUCCCCAGUGACCAUUCGUGUUCAGGCCCAGUCUGCAGGCCUGGAGAAGAAGUUUGACCUCCUCUCUGACUUGGGUGGAGAUAUUUUUGCUGCCCCUCAAGCUCAAACUGCCAGCUCCUCAAACUUUGCUAAUUUUGCACAUUUUAACAGGCCCUCAGCACAAAAUAAUUCCACCACAGACUUUGCCAACUUUGAUUCCUUUGGAAGCGCCAGUGUACCGUCACAUUUUGGCACAUCACCCCCCUCAAAGCCUUCCCUUCAACAACCCCACACAGGUGGAGGCAUAUCCAUACCUCCACUACCCAGUAUGGCUCCUGCCCCGCCUCUGAGCAGUUUAUCAACAGAGGACCGUUACGCUGCCCUGGCUGAGCUUGACAGUGCCCUCAGUUCAACAGUUACAACUGGAAGCGUACAAGCUGUGUUUGGAGGCGUUCCAGGAGCUGCUGCACCUCCAGCUCAGUCAGGACUACCUAACAUGCAACAGGGUUUUGCAGCUGCCCCCUCCACAAACCCAUUUGUGGCUGCUGGAAUGGUUCAGGAGCCCAUGUCCACAAAUCCAUUCCAAACCAACGGAAGAGCAGCAGCCUCAGCCUCAUUUGGCACUGGCUCCAUGAGCAUGCCAGCUGGCUUUGGGAACACAACCAGUUACUGCCUGCCAACCAGUUUUAGUGGGACCUUCCAGCAGCAAUUCCCUGGCCAAGGUCCCUUUCCCCCACCUGCAGCCUACCACCAACAGCCCAAUGGGGGCUUUCCAGCCUACGGACAGGCCAAACCUAUGGGCAACUAUGGGCAGGCGGUCACAGGACCUGGCAUCUCCAGUAACCCAUUCAUGGGCGGAGGUCCGGCGGGACCGUACCCCACAGGAAGUUCCUCCACAAACCCCUUUCUUUAAAGCGCUUUUUACGCCACAUCUCAGCAGCGUCAUGCACACAUUCCACAUCACCAAUGCUCUAAAACAUUAUCUUCAAGAAUCUGAAAGUAUUCAGAUUUUGUAUUUACUGCACUGAGUCUUCGACAUUUCUAGAGAAAGAGCUGUGGAUACGCAGGUGACGGUCUUCCCCACCCAUCUGUGUAUUCUGGACAAAACUCCACGAUUGUCCCUCCUCAUUUAUGCCUUCGACUCAAUAAGUAAUGUUUUAUGCCUAGAAAGUAAGCUCCUUGUGCAUAUCAGCAUUUGUAAUCCUUUUAAAAACAUGUUAUUCACAAAGAGAAACUGUGACAGGACAGCAGAACACAAUGGUGUCUAGGGAUGCUGUGAUUUAGCUGUACAAACAACUUCAGUUUGUCCUUCGCACCUGCUCUUGCAGAAAUGUUUCGUUCUGUUGAGGCCAAAACACAUUGUGAGGAAUAGAUGCCACUAAUCGCCUCAAGGAGGUAAGAAAACAUGGUUUGGAUUAAAACCUGACACCUACUGUAAGGGCAGAGGAGCUCAGCACAAGCGGCUAUGUAGAUAAAGUAGGUGUCUACAGCACAAAAGGACCGAAGUAGAUGUAAGUGGUAGAUUUCGCUUUUCUAUGAUCUCCUCUCUGGGUCUCUAUAGCUGCACCUUGGGAAAUUGGCAGGUCUGACCUGCGGUGAUCUCCGUCGAUGGAUUUUUGACAUUACAGGUAUACAAGUUAAUGUGUACAUAUAUAAAUAUAUGUAUAAAAUAUUAAAUGAUUUUUAACUACUGUGUUACAUGCAUCUGUUUGUGUGUGGGUUUUUACUGUACUUCACUGAAAAUUGCUUGAGUUUUUAGGUUGUUCUAAAUGAUAUGCAUGGUUACAAUGUUAAUAUCUCCCACCCUACACUGCUGGACAAAAGUUUGGAAUA
Onychostoma macrolepis is the source of this 2489-nucleotide messenger RNA. It is a transcript of the gene agfg1b, whose product is annotated as ArfGAP with FG repeats 1b. Lineage: Eukaryota; Metazoa; Chordata; Actinopteri; Cypriniformes; Cyprinidae. The transcript is spliced from 12 exons. The record is from RefSeq and is a predicted model, not a curated record. Bases 157 to 1569 code for a protein of 470 amino acids. Gene Ontology annotation, molecular function: GTPase activator activity.